Molecule: messenger RNA, 1091 nt
Organism: Doryrhamphus excisus (bluestripe pipefish)
Lineage: Eukaryota; Metazoa; Chordata; Actinopteri; Syngnathiformes; Syngnathidae
Gene: itgb1bp1
Product: integrin beta 1 binding protein 1
Biological process (GO): negative regulation of substrate adhesion-dependent cell spreading; negative regulation of focal adhesion assembly
Cellular component (GO): cytoskeleton; cell periphery; ruffle
Molecular function (GO): integrin binding
Source: RefSeq, a predicted model, not a curated record
GUAAUCACGUCCCCUUUAAGAAGCGUUGGGUGGAGGUAGUGGAAUUACUAGACAAGCUAAACCCAGCGUAAAUAAAAAGCCAACAAACGCCCUUUGAGAGGGAAAGAGAUAGAAUAAUGCUAACGGUACUCUGACAGGUGUUGUGAUGCUGGCAUGCGAUUUUCAAGGAUGCUGUGAAAGAUGUUCCGCAAGGUCAAGAAACGCCACAGCAGCAGCAGCUCUCAAAGCAGUGAGAUCAGCACCAAAAGUAAGUCUGUAGACUCCAGUUUAGGAGGAUUGUCCAGGUCGAGCACCGUCGCCAGCCUGGACACAGACUCCACCAAGAGCUCAGGAAACAGCACGUCGGAAAUCUGCGCGGAGUUUCGUGUGAAGUAUGUGGGAGCCAUUGAGAAGUUGCAGUUUGACAUGAGCAAGACGCUCCACGAACCUCUUGACCUCAUCAACUACAUUGAUGCAGCUCAGCAAGAUGGAAAACUGCCGUUUGUGCCAGGAGACGAGGAGAUGAUUCUGGGAGUGUCAAAACAUGGAGUCAAAGUAGCUUCUUUGGACCAGUGUGACGUGUUGCACCGUCACCCCCUCUACCUGAUUGUCCGCAUGCUCUGCUACGAUGACGGCCUGGGUGCAGGGAAGAACCUCCUCGCUCUGAAAACCACCGACCCAAAACAGGAGGGGUGCAGCAUCUGGGUGUACCAGUGCACCAGCUCUGAGCAGGCUCAGUCCAUCUGCAAGGUCCUGUCAGCUUCUUUUGACUGCGCUCUCAUGUCCGACAAGUCCUGACGCCUGGGAAGUGAUGCAGACGGACCCUUUUUGUGAUGAGUGGUUCACUUUUCUGUGUGUGUUGUGUUGAAUGAAGGAGAAAUAGAGGUAAUAUUAUUUUCAUAGUAACAACAUAUAGUACAAUACAUGGUACAUGAUCACUUGAUUUAAGUCUGCAGCACACUUUUAAUGUAAACAUGGGUACGAUUCUUGAAAUGUUUGCCUUCUAAUUUUAAGACUUGAUAUUAUAAAGAACAUCAUUUUAAUUGUUAUAUUCUUGUUAUUGAGGUACUAAUGUUCAAUUAUCGUAAAUAAACUGGAUUGUGUCACCUUUA